AUGCCCCGUUUAGCACGUGAAGUAGCAGCAGAACGUGAAAUGCCUCGAUUCAUGAUGGAUCCACAGGCGAUGCAUCCUCCGCAACCGGAACCUCAGCAACCCGAGGAACCGCAACCAAUGAUGCCGAUGAUGCCGAUGCACCGCAUUCAUCCAAUGGUGAUGAUGAUGCUGAUGCGAGGCGGAAUGCCGAUCAUCCCACCACACAUGAUGCAACCCAGAAUUGCGCAGAUGCACCCGCUUAUGUUCACACCGCAACAGCAACCACAGAUGAUUCAGCAACCGAUGAUGCCACCUCAAGUGAAUUUGGAUGGAUUUUCAAAAUUCGUUAAAAAUGGUUUCACUACUACUACUACUAGGUACCAAGAAUUGCAAACAGGUCACUCUUAG
Gongylonema pulchrum is the source of this 387-nucleotide messenger RNA. The record is from the annotation of a GenBank genome assembly. NCBI's taxonomy places the organism in Eukaryota, Metazoa, Nematoda, Chromadorea, Rhabditida, Gongylonematidae.